Molecule: messenger RNA, 647 nt
Organism: Rhipicephalus sanguineus (brown dog tick)
Lineage: Eukaryota; Metazoa; Arthropoda; Arachnida; Ixodida; Ixodidae
Exons: 2
Coding region: 78-647 (189 amino acids)
Source: RefSeq, a predicted model, not a curated record
CACCAGGGCCGAGUUCGUCAAGAUGGACGGCUCUUUGUAAGAGCGCCGUAGUUGUGACCAGAACGCCGCAAUUUUACAUGAUCGCGUAUUCUUUCUGGGCUUACUGCUUUUUCCUGGAUACAUACCUUACAGUGAUCGUAGACUAUUGUGUAGAUAGCGGAGUGGACCAAGGUGACGCGCUGCAUGUGCUCACUUUUUUCUCGGUGACAGACGCUCUGUGUAGGCUCGUAAUCCCACUCCUUACUGACUGCAACGUACUCUCCACUCCCGUGCUCUUAGCCGGCUCUUACUUUGUAGCCUCGGUGCUCGCUGGCGGCCUAGCCUUCCUAACGGAGAAGAUAGGCUUUUGGAUGGUCGCGCUGGCCUUGGGGCUACCUUGCGGCUACAUCAACGUUGGCCUCUCGGAAAGUUUGUCAACGGCAGCUGGAGGAGAGAACUUGCCUAUGGCUCUCGGCUUCAUGUCUGCCGCUGCGGCAGUGGGGUCCUUCACGACGCCCACCCUCAUAGGCUUAUUUCGGGACAUGUGGGGCUCCUACGACGACCUUUUCUUCAUCAUGGCCGGGGCACUGAUGGUCGCUUUUGCUUUAUUUGCUGGACUUUCAGUGAUCAAUCUAAUGAAAUCGAAAAAGUUCACGAUUUCGCGGUAG